Messenger RNA from Drosophila grimshawi, 933 nucleotides. RefSeq names its product calmodulin. Bases 129 to 815 code for a protein of 228 amino acids. The transcript is spliced from 4 exons. Gene Ontology annotation, biological process: post-embryonic development; locomotion. NCBI's taxonomy places the organism in Eukaryota, Metazoa, Arthropoda, Insecta, Diptera, Drosophilidae. Gene Ontology annotation, cellular component: myosin II complex; cytoplasm. The record is from RefSeq and is a predicted model, not a curated record. Gene Ontology annotation, molecular function: myosin heavy chain binding; calcium ion binding.
AACCUGGGCAGAGCGUUGGGCACAACGUUGGCCGUUGCCGUGGUGACAAGUUCUUUCCUGUUUAAAAAAGUGAAAAAUCUUAAGUGAUAAAACGCUUGCAAGUCGCGUGUGAAAUCAUAUUGCUCAAAAUGUCGAUGGAUCCUUCGGUUUCGCUGGAAGAUCUGGAACGCCGGCGUCGUCGUGCCAGUGCAGCGCGUAAAGGCUCCACCAUACAGCAACCACAGUCGACCACCGAUUCGGAGGCAAUGGCCGUCAUCAAUGAGAUUUUCAAUCCCACACUAAAGCUGCCGGAGAGCACCGGUCAUUAUACGUUGCCGGAACAGCUAAGCGCCGAUGAUCAGGUGGCGCCACAAGAUCUGGACAUUGCCAAGCUGGCGGAGUUGAAGGAAGUGUUCACGCUCUUCGAUACGGACUGUGAUGGACUAAUAUCGAGAGAUGACCUGCGGUUCACCUAUACGGCACUGGGCUAUGAGCCCAACGAUCAGUUGCUGGAGCAAAUGAUGCAGGAGGCACAAGAACCUUUGGACUAUGAUGCCUUUGUACAGUUGAUGUGCCGUCGCACCCAAGAGCUGGAUCCCGAGGAAGUUCUGCUUGAAGCCUGGAGCAAGUGGGACGAUCAUGGCACGGGAAUGAUCGAUGAAAGAAAAAUUUACGAGGAAUUGACCAACUAUGGCGACAAAAUGAGCAUCAGCGAGGCAAAGGAAGCGCUCAGUCAUGCUCCAAUGGCAAAACCCAAAACAUUGGAGGAACCGCCCAUGAUUGAUUACCCAGCAUUCUGUCGCAUGUUGGGUGGAAUGCGUAAACGCAAAAACUGAUAACAUCAGAAAGUGAAAGUUCAAUUUGUAAAGAAAACAAAAGCGACCAAAAAAAAAAAGCAAAACAAUUAACUUCAAUAGCAAAGUCAUAAACAUAUUAUAAAGUUUUUCAAGUUUC